AUGUCUAAGAGAGCCAAGUUGAGCAUCUCGUUAGUGUUCGGUUUUUCAGAUGAGGACCAGAUUGGAACCAUACAGCCCCAUGAUGAUGCUCUUGUGGUAACUCUGAGAAUUGGUGGGUAUGAUGUAAAAAGGGUGAUGAUUGACCAAGACAGUGCUGCUGACAUAAUGUACCCUGAAUUGUAUAGGGGGUUAAAUUUGAAACCUGAGAACUUGACGGCCUAUAGUUCUCCUCUAGUGAGUUUUGAGGGAAAAUUAGUCGUUCCUAAAGGUCAGAUCAGAUUACCUGUACAGACUGGUACGGAUGUGGUGGAGGUGGACUUCAUUAUCGUAGAUGUUUUCUCUCCAUAUACGGCCAUUAUGGGUAGACCUUGGCUUCAUACCUUGGGGGCCGUCUCCUCUACUCUACACCAGAAGAUGAAGUACCCAUCUGGAGACCGGGUUUUGGAGAUAGUAGGAAAUCAAAUUGCUAUCCAACAAUGCUUGGUAGCGGCUAUCCAACAUCGACUUGAGGUGGAGACCUCAGCCACCGCUGAUAAUAAUUUAUAG
Molecule: messenger RNA, 546 nt
Organism: Quercus robur (English oak)
Lineage: Eukaryota; Viridiplantae; Streptophyta; Magnoliopsida; Fagales; Fagaceae
Exons: 1
Coding region: 1-546 (181 amino acids)
Source: RefSeq, a predicted model, not a curated record